Messenger RNA from Pseudo-nitzschia multistriata, 3682 nucleotides. Lineage: Eukaryota; Bacillariophyta; Bacillariophyceae; Bacillariales; Bacillariaceae. The record is from the annotation of a GenBank genome assembly.
GCUGCAAGCAACCCGGCCCCAAAUGUUUUCGCUGCAAGGGCUCCAAUAGUGCUGGACAAACUCAAAACGGUGAUCCCACGCAGUAACUUCGCAGGACUUUUAUCGUAUUGCUCCAUAAUGAGGGCGGAAAUCGAAGUCCAUUGAAUGCUUGMCAAAAAAUCGAUGCCGACCAAGAUCAAUCCAAUAGGUGCAAGGGAUCGCGAAAAUGACAUGUACAGUUUCAGUGAAGAUAACGCCACAAGAUAUAUCCACGAAGAUCGCUGUCCACCGAGAUAUUGGCAAACAAAUCCAUUCACGAGUUUGCCCAGGCCACCACCGAGGGAAGCCAUGCCGGCCACACUUGCACAAAAGGCGGAAGCAGCUUGUGGAUUCAGGUUGUGUUCAAUCGCCAUUGCUGGAACAGUUACGACAGACAACGUAACGGCAGCGAUGUUACAAAAGUAGGUCACAAAGACAACAAAAUCAAGUUUCGAAAGUUUUCCAGGGACAUCGACAUUUUUCAAGGCUACACUAUUCAAUUUUGAAGUAGUGGRAGUCUCUUCCGUCGCUGGGACUACUUCGGAAAUCUUGAUAUCUUCCGUCUUGUCAAAGGAAACGGUUCGGAAUUCGUAAUGAUUGUGAUACGCCGGACGAUGUAUCUGAUUCAAAAAGGACGUCUUCCUGCUUUUUAAGGCACCUCCCUUGGGAGGAAGUGCAUAGCUGCUGCAGUAACAGGAUCCAUUUGUGGCUAGAAUCAAUGCCGUGAUAAUCAUGCGYAGGUAGAGAGUGCGGAAGUAAUGCAUGGUGCGAUGCGUCGAAUAAAUAUUCAAGCCACGGCAGAUUCCUCAAUAGCGAUUCUGAUACAAUGCGAAGUUCGAUAGCUUAAAAAAAGUAKUGUGAUGGAGUUCAAAUGUGCAGCUGUGUUUACUUUAGCUGAAGCACAUUUUAAAUUCUAAACCUUUGAAUUGAUAAUGUGAAUCAUUAUGAUGGCAACCGCYGAUGGUCAGCCAGAGCCUAGAGUUGUCAUCGAACUAGUGCAGAAGCACGAGGAAAGAAUUUUAAGAACUUUGAUCAAGCACGUACGGAUUCGAAUCAACCACCUUCUCCGUAGGUGAGUACGGUAGUACCAGAUAACACGAAGUUCGAAUUAGAAACUUACGUGUGCAAAAGCAUGAUUGAAUUCAUUCUACGGUACGUACUCGUACUCAUAUUCAUAUCGCACGGUAUCGUGCCUACGGCAUUGUGGUACGGUACGUCUAAAAUAAUACUGUUCAAGUGCAGUACCGUACGUACGUAUGUACUUCGUAACAAGAACAACGGAUUUUGGAAUUUUSAAUCCUAAAAAACAAAUGUACCUACCAGUAGGUUACUAAAAAUAAAAAGUGAAGUGUGAAUGGAUUCCGUUUUYGAAGGACAGAACGAAUCUGUAACCCCGCCCAAGAUUCCUACCUAGAGCCAAAGACUUCGAGUACAGGUACGAGUACCGUGCAGGUACAUACGUAUCGUAAUCUUUUUCUGUGCACGUGGAAAACUAGAUUUCUCCGUGUCAGUCCGAAUGAACUGCAGAUGCUGGCAAGCAGCCGUUUCAUAUUUUAUUGAUUUACCAUGUCAUAAAUAAUAUGACAUACAGGUAGGUUGGUACUACUAGAGUUGCUAAAGCCAAGCCCCAUGCUUGCAAGAUGUUGUCAAUUUCUCGUACAAACACUAAUAGAAAGGUACCGGUACCUACGGAACGGAGCAUACGCUAGCAUCGGAUAUGCCAAAGGAUACCGAAUUCCCACCGAAUUUGACGACGAGUUCGAUUUUAUUAUUUAUUAUUUCAGUACGACGGUUCUGUGCUUGUGCGAAGUACGGGUACUCGUUUCGUCUUAGCUGUACUUGUUGUCGUACGAAGACAACAUCAUGAUUACCUCUACCGAAUAUCGGCAGGUGUCAAGUCAGCAUCCUGCAGUAAUUAUUGGUAAWCUCCCGAAUCAAGUGUCAUCGAUACGGUAAUGCCGCUUCGACUCAUAUUCGUCGUUUUCUUCCUCUUGCACGAGGCAACUGCUUUCCUGGCAACCGAAAAGCUUUCUCUCACCCGAAAGCAUGGUCGAAUUGUCACCUCAUUCACGGGAUCCAGAUUAGUAUCUCAAAACGGGGAAGGAUUGGUUUUGCAAAGUAAAACGUUUCAGGAAGAGGAGUUCAUUUACAACGCCMUUUUCCAAAAUACUCUUUUCGCCGAAUUACCCAAUGACUCAAAGACUCGAUUAGUUCKCGCUUUCGAGAGAUGCCAAACUAAGAAAGGAGAAAAAAUCAUAUCACAAGGUGAUAGCUGCGAGGGCGGUUCUGUCUAUCUUAUGAGAGAGGGAAAGUGUCGAGUUAUAGUAGAUGAAAAAGAAGUUCCAGAACCAUAUGGUAUACUUCGACCAGGGGCAAUMUUUGGCGAGCUCGGUAUCCUCUACGAAUCAACCCGUGGAGCCACUGUAGAGGCUGCAACUAGCAAUGCUACUUACUACCAACUCCCUGGCGACCUAUUCAAGGAUGUCUUGCAACAGUCUACAGAGUCUCAGUYCUGGUCAGAGAUGAAAGAGAUCGACUACGUAAUCAAUAAGGUUUUGGGAACAAAUGAAUUAUACGGUGGGAGCGUCAUCCUCCCGUAUAAACCAGAGCGUUUUUGGUUGUGGAAACAGUAUACUGGGACCGURUUGAGAAUUUCUCUCGUGACCACCCUAUUCAACAUGCUGUUUUGUAUCCUCUUUGUCGUUUAUGCAAGGAGUGUGACAGGCGAGCCCCUCUGGAGUAUAGGSGCUGGUGCACCURACAUCUCAAUCCCUUUCGUCAAGAGCUUGUCUUAUCUCGGUGACAUUUGGGAUAUUCUAAAAACUUUGACGACUUUCAUUCUUACCUUCUUUGUCAACCAAGCUUUUGGUUUCUGGAAAAGUGUGUAUCAACUCUCUCGCGAUGUUCAAAUGAGCUUGAGCGACUUCGACCUAUUGAUCGCGACGAACAUCAAAAGGGACGAGGAUGGAGUGCCUACUGCAGAAUCCUCKGAAUUUCAGAAUGAUAUCUCUCAUUAUGCUCGUUUGUUUUGCAUCCUGAUGUGGGCGAGUAAAGCGAACAGGUUUUCAUGCCUGACUGAACCCAAUGGUCUAAAACGAAUGGCAAGCCGWGGUCUCAUGACUAAGAAAGAACUAAAAGUCUUAAAAAGUUUGGAAGUAACAGGCGAUCGACUAUUUCUUGCCCCCUUAGAAUGGAUGAUGAUCCGAAGCAACAGGGCKAUGGAUGAUGGAAUUCUUGCCGGUGACACAGCAACAAAAGGGAGACUCCUUGGCGAAAUCACAAACCUUCGACGCAAGCAAGCUUCAAUAUCAAACAAAAUAGAUGGACGCAUGCCUCUGGCAUACGCUCACAUGGUCCAGAUUCUUGUGGAUACGUUCGUGUUCACUGCACCCAUCGCGUUGUACUCGGAUCUGGGGGAUUAUUCCGUGUUUGCAGUCGGUKUUAUCACACUGUUCUACAACGGACUCAAUUGUCUAGCCAAAAUAUUCUUAGAUCCUCUGAAUAAUGAGAGAUUCCAAGAAWACUCCAUCGUUAUGGAUUUAGGAGUAKUCCUACGAGAGACUAACGUUGCCUCCGAAGACGCCAGAAAGUCAGGGAGAAUGUUGCCUUUUGAUACACCAUAAAUUAUCCUUUGCAUCACCUGUAAUAAUUCYRACCGCGCAAA